CCCGCUGCAGGAGCUCCGGGUCUCAUCUUCACUUUUCUGUGUCUUCUGCUCCUAGAGUCCCAGCCUCUGUGGCUCUGCGACCUGAAGGUAUUGGGAGUUCCACAGCUAUGACGCCGGGACCCCCUGGAGCCCUAGAAAUGACCGCUGGAGACAAAUUCAGCUGAUUCUUUUAAUGGGAAAAAGAAGAAAAUGUGCAGAGUUCUUAUUGAAAAGAGCUUCCAAUUCAAGCCCCACAAGAGGAUUCUUGGAUUUCGCUCAAGAAAAAAUUCAGGGAGGCCGGGUGCAGUGUCUCAUGCCUCUAAUCCCUGCACUUUGGGAGGCCGAGGAGGGUGGAUCACGAGGUCAAGAGAUCGAGAGCAUCCUGGUCAACAAGGAGACACUGACAUUUAGGGAUGUGGCCAUAGAAUUCUCUCUGGAGGAGUGGCAAUGCCUGAACCCUGCUCAGCAGGAUUUGUAUAGAAAUGUGAUGUUAGAGAACUACAGAAACCUGGUCUUCUUGGGUAUUACUGUCUGUAAGGAAAACCCGAUCACCUGUCUGGUGCAAGGAAAAGAGCCCUGUAAUGUGAAGAGACAUGAGAUGGUGGCCAGACCCAAUGCUAUCUGUUCUUAUUUUCCCAAUUACCUUUGGCCAGAGCAAGACAUAAAACAUUCUUUUCAACAAGAGAUACUGGGAAGAUACAGAAAAUGUGGACAUGAAAAUUUACAGUUAAGAAAAGGCUGUGAAAGUGUGGUGGAUGAAUGUAAGGUGCACAAAGAAGGUUAUAAUGAACUCAACCAGUGUUUCACAACUACCCAGAGCAAAGUAUUUCAAUGUGAUCAAUAUGUGAAAGUCUUUCAUAAAUUUUUUAAUUCAAAUAGAGAUAAUAUAAGACAGACUAGAAAGAAACCUUUCAACUGUCAAAAAUGUGACAAAUCAUUUUGCAUGCUUUUACACCUAAGUCAACAUCAAAGAGUUCAUACUGGGGAGAAUUUGUACCAAUGUGAAGAACAUGGCAAAGCCUCCAAGUGGUUCUCAACCUUUACUAGAGACAAGAGAAUUCAUAUUGAAGAGAAACCCUUCAAAUGCAAAGAAUGUGGCAAAGCUUUUAAAUCUUCCGCAACCCUUAUUACAUAUAAAAUAAUUCAUACUGGAGACAAACCCUACAAAUGUGAAGAAUGUGGCAAAUCCUUUAUGUACCAGUCAAGGCUUACUAGUCAUAAGAAAAUACAUACUGAUGCAAAACCCCACAAAUGUGAAGACUGUGGCAAGGCUUUUAAAUAUUUCUCAGUCCUUACUGAACAUAAGAAAAUUCAUACUGGAGAGAAACCCUACAAAUGUGUAGAAUGUGGCAAAGCCUUUAAUGAGCCUUCAAAUCUAACUACACAUAAGAUGAUUUAUACUGGAGAAAAACCCUACAAAUGUGAAAAAUGUGGCAAAGUGUUUAACCAGUCCCCACUACUUACUGCGCAUAGGAUAAUUCAUACUGGAGAGAAACCUUACAAAUGUGAAGAAUGUGGCAAGGGCUUUAACUGGUCCUCAAACCUUACUAAACAUAAGAGAAUUCACACUGGAGAGAGACCUUACAAAUGUGAAGACUGUGGCAAAGCUUUUAAUCGGUCCUCAAACCUUAUGAAACAUAAGAUAAUUCAUACUGGAGAGAAACCUUACAAAUGUGGAGAAUGUGGCAAAGCUUUUAAUUGGUCCUCAAUCCUUACCAAACAUAAGAAAAUUCACACUCAAGGGAAACCCUACAAAUGUGAAGACUGUGGCAAAGCUUUUAAUCGGUUCUCAUUUCUUACUACACAUAAGAGAAUUCACACUGGAGGGAAACCCUACAAAUGUGAAGAGUGUGGCAAAGGUUUUAAUUGGUCUUCAAACCUUAGUAAACAUAAGAUAAUUCAUACUGGAGAGAAACCCUACAAAUGUGAAGAAUGUGGCAAAGCUUUUAAUCGGUCCUCAACCCUUACUAAACAUAAGAUAAUUCAUACUGGAGAGAAACCUUACAAAUGUAAAGAAUGUGGUAAAGCCUUUAACCAAUCCUCAACUCUUACUAAACAUAAGAUAAUUCAUACUGUAGAGAAACUCUACAAAUGUGAAGAAUGUGGCAAAGCUUUUAACCAUUUCUCAAGUCUUACUAAACAUAAGAUAAGACAGACUAAAAAGAAACCUUUCCAAUGUGAAAAAUGUGACAAAUCGUUUUGCAUGCUUUUACACCUAAGUCAACAUCAAAGAGUUCAUACUGGGGAGAAUUUGUACCAAUGUGAAGAACAUGGCAAAAGCUCCAAGUGGUUCUCAACCUUUACUAGAGACAAGAGAAUUCAUAUUGAAGAGAAACCCUUCAAAUGCAAAGAAUGUGGCAAAGCUUUUAAAUUUUCCACAACCCUUAUUACACAUAAAAGAAUUCAUACUGGAGAGAAACCCUACAAAUGUGAAGAAUGUGGCAAAGCCUUUAAUGAGCCUUCAAACCUUACUACACAUAAGAUGAUUCAUACUGGAGAGAAACCCUACAAAUGUGAAGAAUGUGGCAAAGCAUUUAACCAGUCCCCACUACUUACUGCACAUAGGAUAAUUCAUACUGGAGAGAAACCUUACAAAUGUGAAGAAUGUGGCAAGGGCUUUAACUGGUCCUCAACCCUUACUAAUCAUAAAAGAAUUCAUACUGGAGAGAGACCCUACAAAUGUGAAGAAUGUGGCAAAGCCUUUAAUGAGUCUUCAAACCUUACCACACAUAAGAUGAUUCAUACCGGAGAGAAACCUUACAAAUGUGAUGAAUGUGGCAAAGCUUUUAAUCGGUCCUCAAACCUUACUAAACAUAAGGGAAUUCACACUGGAGAGAGACCCUACAAAUGUGAAGUCUGUGGCAAAGCUUUUAAUCGGUCCUCAAACCUUAUUAAGCAUAAGAUAAUUCAUACUGGAGAGAAACCUUACAAAUGUGAAGAAUGUGGUAAAGCUUUUAAUCGGUCCUCAAUCCUUACUACACAUAAGAAAAUUCACACUCGAGGUAAACCCUACAAAUGUGAAGACUGUGGCAAAGCUUUUAAUCGGUCCUCAAUCCUUACUACACAUAAGAAAAUUCACACUCAAGGGAAACCCUACAAAUGUGAAGACUGUGGUAAAGCUUUUAAUCGGUCUUCAAACCUUACUAAACAUAAGAUAAUUCAUACUGGAGAGAAACCUUACAAAUGUGAAGAAUGUGGCAAAGCUUUUAAUCGGUCCUCAAACCUUACUAAACAUAAGAUAAUUCAUACUGGAGAGAAACCUUACAAAUGUGAGGAAUGUGGUAAAGCCUUUAACCAAUCCUCAACUCUUACUAAACAUAGGAAAAUUCAUACUGGAAAGAAACCUUACAACUAUGAAGAAUGUGGCAAUACGUUUAACCAGACCUUGAACCUUAUUAACAAAAUAAUUCAUACUCGAGAGGAACUCUACAAAUGUAAAGAAUGUGACAAAGCUUUUAACCAUUUCUCAAGUCUUACUAAGUAUUAAAUUUAUACUGUACAGAAAUCCUACAAGUAUGAAAAACUUGGCAAAGCCUUUAAUAAGCCCUCAAUUCUUUUUUUUUUUUUUUUUUUUUUGAGACGGAAUUUUGCUCUUGUUACCCAGGCUGGAGUCCAAUGGUGUGAUCUCGGCUCACCACAACCUAAACCUCCUGGGUUGAGGCAAUUCUCCUGCCUUAGCCUCCUGAGUAGCUGGGACUACAGGCGCUCACCACCACGCCCAGAUAAUUUUUGUAUUUUUGGUAGAGACAGGGUUUCACCAUGUUGGCCAAGAUGGUCUCGAUCUCUUGACCUGGUGAUCCACCCGCCUCGGCCUCCCAAAGUGCUAGGAUUACAGGCAUGAGCCACUGCACCCGGCCAGCCCUCAAUUCUUAACAGACAUAAAAUAAUUUAUACUGAAAAGAAACUUUACAAACCUGAAAUACUUGACAAUGCUUUUGACAACACCUCAAACUUUUCUAACUAUAAAAGAAAUUAUCGUGGUGAGAAAUCCUAGAAAUCUGAAGAAUGAGACAAGGCCUUUAAAUGGUUGUCACACUUGAUUUAGAGUCCGGCUGUGUUGCCCAGGCUGGAGUGCAAUGGUGCAGUGGCAUGAUUGGCUGACUGCAACCUCCAUCUCUCGGGUUCAAGUGAUUCUCAGCCUCAGCCUCAGCCUCCCAAGUAGCUGGGAUUACAGGCAUGUGUCAUGACAGGCACGCAUCAUCACGCCCAGGUAAUUUUUUUUUUUUUUUUUUAGUAGAGAUGGGGUUUGACCAUGUUGGCCAGGAUGGUCUUGAACUCCUGGCCUCAGGUGAUCCACCCGCCUCUGCCUCCUAAAGUUCUGGGAUUAUAGGCUUGAGUCACCGCACUCAGCAAGUCAUGAGGAUGUUUUUAUAUAUAAAGGUAGCAAACAUACCUUACAGGUUUUGCUCUGUAAUAGAUUCUCCAUAAUGAUUCGCAAAGAUUCCUGCUGCAGUUAGUUUGUAACUUCAUCUCAGAGAAAGUAACUAAUACUUUUACAUAGUUAACAUUUUUUGGUGAGAUCAUGUGACAUUGUCUUGUUUUUCAAAAAUCCAAAUACAUUAUGAACUGUAGUCACCAUGUUGUACAGUAAAUCUCUUAAAAUUAUUUGUCCUAUUCGACUGUAAUUAUGUAUUAUUUGACAGACAUUUUUUCAACCCUCCAUUCUAAAUACCUUGACACGUGGUCCCAGCUACUUCAGGAGGCUGAGGCAGGAGAAUUGCUUGAACCCAGGAGGUGGAGGUUGCAGUCAGCCAAGAUCGCACCACUGCACUUCAGCCUGGCGCCUGGUCACAGAGAGAGACUCUGUCUCAAACAAACAAACAAAAUAAUAAAUAGUAUUCCAUUGUGUAUACCUACCACCUUGUCUUCAUUUACUUAUUGGAUGUUGAACUGUUUAUUCUGUAUUUUGACUAUUGUGAAAAGUGCUGCAAACAACAGAAGUGCAAACGUUUCUUCAUUCUGAUAUUAUUUGUUUUGUAUAUAUAUCCAGUAGUGCAAUUGCUGUAUUACAUGGUAGUUAAGUUUUUUUGGAAAUCUCUAUUUCAUUUUUUCAUAAUGGCUGUCCUCAUUUACAUUAAAACCAAACUCUGUUGGCUGGGCACGGUGGCUCACGCCUGUAAUCCCAGCACUUUGGGAGGCCGAGGCGGGUGGAUCACGAGGUCAAGAGAUCAAGACCAUCCUGGUCAACAUGGUGAAACCCCCUCUCUACUAAAAAUACAAAAAAAAUUGGCUGGGCACGGUGGCGCGUGCCUGUAAUCCCAGCUACUCAGGAGGCUGAGGCAGGAGAAUUGCCUGAACCCAGGAGGCGGAGGUUGCGGUGAGCCGAGAUCGCGCCAUUGCACUCCAGCCUGGGUGACAAGAGCGAAACUCCGUCUCAAAAAAAAAAAAAAAACAAAACACCAAACUCUGCAAGGAUUCCCUUUACUUCACAUUUUUACCAACACUUUUUUCUUUUUAAUGAGUCAUUCUAACAGGAAUGAGUUGAUAUCUCAUAGUUUUUAUAUUUUGGCUUACCUUUUUGUGAUAAUAAUUGACAUUGAGCAUUUUCAAAUAUAUCCAUUGGACAGAUGUAUGUCUUUUCCUGAAAAAUACUUAUUUCAGCUACUUGCUUAUUUUUAGUAGUUAUUAGUUUUUUAAUUGUUAAUAUAUUUUUGAUAUCAACACCUUGUCACAUGUAUAAUUUGCAAAUAUUUUCGUCAUUUUUUUUAGUUGUUACCUUCUGUUGAUUGUAUCAGAUUCUGCACAGCAGCUUUUUAAUUUGAAGUGAUGUGACUUAUUUAUUCUUUGUGUCCUGGGAUAUUUACGUUAAAUCAAAAUACUUGCUGCCCAGACCAAUGUUAUAGGGCAUUCAGUGUAUUUUUUUUGAUAAUAGUUUCAGAGUUUCAGGCCUUAAAGCCGCUAAUUUAAUUUCAGUUUAUUUUUACAUAUGGUGUGAGAAGAGGGUCUCAUUUUUUUUUUUUUGUCUGCAUGUGACUAUAAAGUUUUCUUAACAUCAUUUAAUGAAGAUACUGUUCUUUCCCUUUUAAAAAGUCACCUUGGACGGGCACGGUGGCUCAUGCCUAUAAUCCCAGCACUUUGGGAGGCCGAGGUGGGUGGAUCACAAGGUCAAGAGAUCGAGACCAUCCUGGUCAACAAGGUGAAACCAUGUCACUACUAAAAAUACAAAAAGAAUUAGCUGGGCAAGGUGGUUCGUGCCUGUAAUCCCAGCUACUCAGGAGGAUGAGGCAGGAGAAUUGCUUGAACUCAGGAGGUAGAGGUUGCGGUGGGCCGAGAUCAUGCCAUUGCACUCCAGUCUGGGUAACAACAACGAAACUCCAUCUCAAAGAAAAAAAAGUCACCUAUAUUUAAAAUCAGUUAGCUAUAAAUACAUGGAUAUAUUUCUGCUCUUUUUUUCUUCUGCUCCAUGGACCUAGGUUUCUCUGUUUAUUCAAGUACCAUAGUGUUUUGGUUACCAUAGCUUUAUAGUACAUUUCAAACUCAGGUAGGGUGAUACCUCCACUUCUUUUGUCUUGAUUGCUUUGGCUAUUCAGGGUCUUUUGUGGUACCAUAUGAAUUUUAGAUAUACUUUUUAAGAAUUUCUAUGAAAUAUGUCACUGGUAUUUUGAUAGAGGUUGCAUUAAACCUAUAGGAAAUUUUGUGUAAUACAAAUAUUUAUUAAUAAUGCCAGUUCAUGGAUAUUAUUCCAUUUAUGUAUUUUAAAUUUCUAUAAUGUUCUUUACAGUAGAAUAUAAAGUUAAAUUUAAUAAAAUGAUAUAAAUUUUAAA
Messenger RNA from Callithrix jacchus (white-tufted-ear marmoset), 6743 nucleotides. The record is from RefSeq and is a predicted model, not a curated record. NCBI's taxonomy places the organism in Eukaryota, Metazoa, Chordata, Mammalia, Primates, Cebidae.